GAUACCCUCUGGAGGUCCCUUCCAGCCCUACGACUCCUAGGAGAGCUGUCAUUUCUCAGAUAAGAUGACAACUGUCAUCCCUCAGAUAAGGAGGAGCCAUACCUUGAGGCACAACAAGUAACAGCUUCAGAAGCCCCAUGCACAUUUAAAACAUAGAUUGCUGCUCUUUGCAGAGAUAUUUUCUUACCAUCACCCUCAAUAUUCCAGUCAGUUAUCAACACCUGCUUCUUCUUGUCUUUUAACUGCAUUUUAACUUUAUUUUACACUGGCUGGUACUCCAGUCCUGUUUCCAAAGAGGUUUUGCUGGGUUUUGGAUUAACUUGCCUUGCAAGAAGUUGCUGUCUUCUAAAGGAGUAGAAAGCGGUCUGGUCUUGGAAACCAAAGGUCUUUAUAAAAGUUGCACCAAAUAUGCUUGUUAGGAUAGUAUUUCUGGAGGCUCUCGAACACGGCAGGAUAUUCUGUUGCAGCAGCAAGGGGCAUGCAUUUUACUGACAGGAUUCUCCCUCUGGCUACAGAUUCCACUCCACUCCUUGUUUUGAGCUAUAGUUAAUACAUAUGUUUAAAAUAAAAUAAUAAUAAAAACCCUUCCCCUCACAGCUGCAAAUUUCCCUUCCAGCUUCUCUGGUUUCAUUCCCAGUUCACAGAAAUAUUAUGUAUAAAAAAGCCAGCAUUUCCUCAAUGUUUUUUCCAUGUGCUCAGAGCUGGUUCUUCACACCACUGCUUCCUGAUAGAAUUGGCUCAGGUGACAACUUUCUUGAGAUUGAAGCAAUUAAAUCUAAUGGAAGUGAGGCCGCCUGCUGUUUCCCGUGGAGAUCAUGAAACGAGGUCGGCUUCCUAGCAGCAGUGAGGAUUCUGAUGACAAUGGCAGCUUGUCCACCUGGUCCCAGCAUUCCAGAUCCCGACAUCGGCGGAGUUCAUGUUCCAGACACGAAGACAGAAAACCUUCUGAGGUGUUCAGAACGGACCUGAUCACUGCCAUGAAGUUACAUGACUCCUACCAGCUGAACCCUGAUGAGUACUACGUGCUGGCAGACCCCUGGAGGCAGGAGUGGGAAAAGGGAGUUCAGGUGCCAGUUAGCCCAGGGACCAUCCCCGAACCUAUAGCCAGAGUUGUGUCCGAGACAAAAGCAGUCACAUUUACACGCCCCCGGAAAUACAUCCUUUCAUCGGGUUCUGAGCCUCCUGAGUUGGGAUACGUUGACAUCCGAACUUUAGCGGACAGCGUAUGUCGCUAUGACCUUAAUGAUGUGGAUGUAGCGUGGUUGGAACUGGCCAAUGAAGAAUUUAAAGAGAUGGGGAUGCCUGAACUGGAUGAAUACACUAUGGAAAGAGUCAUGGAGGAAUUUGAACAGAGAUGCUAUGACAACAUGAACCAUGCUAUUGAGACUGAAGAAGGGCUUGGGAUCGAGUAUGAUGAGGAUGUCGUCUGUGAUGUUUGCCAGUCUCCAGAUGGAGAGGAUGGCAAUGAAAUGGUGUUUUGUGACAAAUGCAAUAUCUGUGUACACCAGGCAUGUUAUGGAAUCCUGAAGGUGCCAGAAGGCAGCUGGCUGUGCCGGACCUGCGCACUUGGUGUUCAGCCAAAGUGUUUACUGUGUCCCAAGAAAGGUGGAGCUAUGAAGCCAACUCGAAGUGGGACUAAGUGGGUCCAUGUUAGCUGCGCUCUGUGGAUACCAGAGGUGAGUAUUGGGAGCCCAGAAAAAAUGGAGCCCAUAACAAAGAUCUCUCAUAUUCCCAGCAGUCGAUGGGCAUUAGUGUGCAGCCUCUGCAAUGAGAAGAUGGGAGCGUGCAUACAGUGUUCAGUGAAAAACUGCCGGACAGCAUUUCAUGUCACCUGUGCAUUUGACCGUGGCUUGGAGAUGAAGACCAUCCUGGCGGAGAAUGAUGAGGUCAAGUUCAAGUCCUACUGCCCCAAGCACAGCUCCACCAAGAAACCGGAGGAUGAAAACUUCAGUGAAAGCACCAGCCAGGAGAAUGAGAAUGGGAUACGGGACAGCUCUCCUCCUACCCACCUGGAGCCCUUUCACAGCAUUGAGACAAACCAGGAGGAGGCCCACAGGGUCAGCGUCCGCAAGCAGAAGCUCCAGCAGCUAGAGGAUGAAUUCUACACAUUUGUUGACUUCUUGGAAGUGGCCACGGUCCUGCGGCUGCCCGAGGAGUCUGUGGAGUUUAUGUACCAGUACUGGAAGCUCAAGAGAAAAGCAAAUUUCAACAAGCCCUUGAUAACCCCAAAGAAAGAUGAAGAGGAUAAUCUAGCCAAGCGGGAGCAGGAUGUUCUGUUCAGGAGGCUACAACUCUUCACACAUCUCCGGCAGGACCUGGAAAGGGUUCGUAAUCUGACUUACAUGGUGACCCGAAGGGAAAAGAUUAAAAGAUCUGUUUGCAAAGUGCAAGAACAGAUAUUCAAUUUCUACGCAAAGCUUGUGGAGCAUGAAAGAGUGUCAGGUGUGCCUUCCUCUUCCUCCCGAGUGGAAAACAUGGUUUUGUUCAACAGUCCACCUUUGGGUCCUGAUGCUCCCAAGAUAGAAGAUUUGAAAUGGCACUCUGCUUUCUUCAGGAAGCGAAUGGGCACUUCUCUGAGUCAGUCAUUGAAAAAGUCACAUAAGAGAGACCGAAUAAGGAAUAGCUCUGGGAGUGACAGCAAAUCCCUGCUCAAGCACCCCAGCCAAAGGGAAGGUGUUUCCAAUCCAGGUAGCUUUUUAAAUUUUGAAAAGACCUUUACAGAAGCACGAAUUGUAUCAGCACAACAGAAAAAUGGGAUAGUUAUGCCAGACCACAGGAAAAGAAGAGACAGUCGUUCCCAUUGCGAGGUACUAAAGGAGGAACUGAAGGAAAAGCCUUCGAAACACAACCACAAGCCACUGAGACUCACGGAACUGUCUCAGAGACAGACAGAAAACAAACGGUCUGUGAACCACGCCAGUGGUAGGUCUGCACCCGGCCCGCGGAGGGAUAUAGUGCCUAAAUGCAAUGGAUCCCUCAUCAAAAUAAACUAUAACCAGACUGUAGUUAAAGUGCCUACUACGCCCACGAGCCCGGUGAAAAACUGGGGCGGAUUCCGAAUUCCAAAGAAGGGGGAGAGACAACAGCAGGGAGAGAUCCAGGAGGAGACCUGCCGCCAGAACUCUAACUAUCCGUACUUGGGCAUGGGCAGAGUUUCGCCUAAGGACAGGGCGAAAACCAAACUAAAGACGGACAGCGAGAAUGAUGGGUAUGUCCCUGAUGCUGAAAUGAGUGACUCAGAAACUGAAGUGGCUGAGAAAAAGUGCAGACAGCAAAGACUUAGUCCAAACAGCACUAUCAGCAGGAGGACAGACAUUAUUAGGAGAAGCAUCCUGGCCUCCUGACUGGACAGUAAGAAACAUUGUCAGCGUCAUGGUCAGUAGAGUCACUGCCUGCAAGCCAACUCCACAUUAUUUAUUGGCGUAAGGACGAAGGGGGAAUUCUUAGAGAUGACUGCAGACUGACGAUUUGAUAACCUGUUAUUCCUGAGCUGUAUAAAUUUGUUUACAUGCACUUAAAACUGGUCUCGUCCCCUUCUCCACAUCCAUUUCUGUGAGAAAUUUGAACCUUAUUUGUAAUUUUCUUGAGGAAGCAGAGAAAACGACGUCACUACUAAAAUAGAGCCUGUGAUGGAACACUAAAAGAUUUCACUAAACACUUUGGAAGGGGGUAGUUUCCAUCUGUCCCUAUUUAGCUGAACAGCACUGAUAAGAUUUUGUUUCUCUUCCCUGCCUCCCAAAAAAGCACAAGCUUUUAAUUUAACUAGUGUGUCCUAAAUCAUAUAUGGUUAUUUAACCAUUCUGCACUGCUAAACCCAUUACAAAUAGUCACUUUUCUUGGACUGUGAUAAGUCUUUAAAUCCUAUUUGUUUGCAGAAUGUUUUUGUUGUAUUGAGUGUAUAUGGCAGCUCUAAGCCUUCCAAAACUCCAGUGAGUUCACAUGUAAGUACAUGCAGCAAGUAGUCAGUUUUAACCAUGAGUACUGGAGAAGAACGAAGGGACAGUUGAGAGCUGUAGCUGCCUGCUGAUGCAACGUAACAGUAUGAGAAUACUCAGAUUGAGCCUGGAGAAAACUUCUAAGCUUUUCUGAUCUGGUGUAGUUUCUGUUUCAGUUCUGAUUUCAUCCUGAAAGUAGUUUAUCCGGUUCUGAGAAGAGGGACAGGUUUAUGGCCUCAUGUACCUUGUGGAACAAUCCACGAAGCAGCUUUAGCGUUAAUCACGUGUCCUGAAAUCAUGACAAUUCAAGUGGGAAUGAUAAUUUUAAGGCACUAGUCAGCAGGAUUUCCCAAAGAACCACUUAUGCACUAAUGGUUUGUAUUGGGAAAUCCAGGCUUCUGACACUAAAGGUUACUUUAAAAAUGGACAUAGGAAUAUAUAUUUUUAAAUAGAAUAAAAUGAAAAGGCAAUACAUUUGUGAUUAGCUCUUUACAUUCAACCAAGAAAAUAAAAUAAUUUCAUUCUAUUCUGGAUUAGAUUUGAUGGAAGAGGGAGCUCACGUUCUGAUUACGUACCUUUUUUUAAAAGAAUAGUUGCAAAUGGCAAUAACUAGUGAGUAAGCUAUCAGCAAUAAUAACAUUAACAGUUCUUGAAGAGACUGUUUUGUUCUUGCAUUGAGUAGAGUGCAUAUGUAUUAUAACAAUGGUUAGUUAUAGGAGCCUGUGAUUUUUGGAAUUCCGUAUAGAUGCAAGUCAGGCAUGAACAAGAUAAAAGGAAGUUUAAGCAGUAGCAAUGUGUUACAGAAAUAUGGGCAUAUGGAAGAACACCCAUUUUCCUCCCAAACCUAUUGCUAUCAGUAUUCCUUUACAUAAUGCAUUUUAAUGUUAACCCCUUUCCACUUAGGUGGGGAAGAAUUUUGAUAUUUUAAAUAAAGGAAUAUUAGAACUCUGCCAUUAAGUUCAAGUCUUCCAGAAGAUUCGACACAAAAAGGAUUGAUGUCCUGUCUUGCUAUGCAAGUAUCAAAUAAUUAAACACAUCAACAGAAUUUAUCCCCUGUUACCCCUUUUACUUUUUAAACCUAAAGUAAGUCUUAACCUUUUGACAAUAAGAUAGUCCUGGGAAGGGGAGAUGUUGGUAUGGUGGAGAGGUAUUUUGUUAAAACUUGCUGCUUCUGAGAAACCAGAUUAUCCUCUUCAUUUUGGGUGGAUUAACUCACCAUUGCAUAUAUCAAAUAGGUAACAGUGAACCUAAGUCACACACGUAUUCAAUCUCGGGGUGAGUAAAAAUCAUAAGAGUUCAUUUGAUUAAAAAGCAUAGGCUUUUUCCUGGUCAUAAGGAAAAGAGGGAAGUUGAUUUCCACCGUUGAUUUCACUUUCAAGUACAGCACCAUUUCCAGAUGAGGGCUAAGUUAGUUACUGUAAAGAGCUUGUGAUGUAGGGAAUUGUUUGUCAAGCCAUAGAAAGAAUAAAGUAAAUUUGAUUCUAAGUAAACAUUUAACCUCACACCAUUUUGAAAGAGGUACCCAAUUCAUUUGCACUAUUAUGAAUGCUAGCGUUGUGCAGAAAAAAAAAAUGCCUUAUCUGUUUUGUUCCCCACACAUUUAGGUUAAUAAGCUUUCUAAUGUUCCAAGAUAUGCUGAACCAAAAACAAAACAAAACAAAAAAAGCGCUUUUUCCCAUCCCCCUAAUUGCAAAAUGCUAUAAGGUAAGAUAAUUGCUGUAUGAACAGAAGUAUAAGUUUCAUGCCAUGCUUAGUGCUCAGCAGGAAAGGAGUCAUAAGUACAGCAGUGACAACUCAGACCCAUCCCUUGUGUUUUAUUGGUAUGGAACAUUUGCUAAUAUUUUUUUUAAGCUUUACCUUUCCUUGUGCAGAUUGACCAAGAAAUCUGUUUGAUAAUAAUUGGUGUUUUACGUCAAAAUGUAGGCUAGUUAAACUUUUGUAAAGUUGCCUGGAAUGCCAUUUGUUAGGUUAUAAACACACAAAUCUAAAUGAAGGGUUAUACGUGUCAUGUGUACAAAUAUUAAUUAUUUUAAAAAUUUGAAAAAAAAUGUCAUUACAUUUGUAAAACCUUGUACAGAGGAUUUUUCACUAUGUGCCUAGCUUUGGUGUCCAUUCAGCUAAAAUAAAAAGGUGCAUGAAGAGAAACAGAUAGAAUCAGAAAUUAAAAAGUAUAUGUAGAGAUGACUAUUUUAUAUUACAUGGCCCAAUCCUGUAUUUAUUUUCCCCCUUUUUUGAAGUAUUUAUAAAAACCUAGUUGAAGACAGCUGUAUUUUUUGUUAAAAUAUUUAGUAGAAUUGUGCCUUUUUGUCUGUAUGUGAAUAAAUGCUGUACAUUUUGCAAUACA
Gavialis gangeticus (Gharial) is the source of this 6279-nucleotide messenger RNA. It is a transcript of the gene JADE1, whose product is annotated as jade family PHD finger 1. The coding region runs from base 816 to 3344 and encodes 842 amino acids. Gene Ontology annotation, biological process: regulation of transcription by RNA polymerase II. NCBI's taxonomy places the organism in Eukaryota, Metazoa, Chordata, Crocodylia, Gavialidae. The record is from RefSeq and is a predicted model, not a curated record. Gene Ontology annotation, cellular component: histone acetyltransferase complex. The transcript is spliced from 11 exons.